CAUAACACGGAAGGUGAGAGCUGAAUGAAGUUUUCUGGGUAAUGGCUUGAAAUGUUUUCCUUAUGAGAAGUGGUGUUGAGUUACAGCGUGCAGACCAAGAACUGGGAGGAGAGAAGCAGCAGCCCAGCCUGGCCAGCCCCCACCUUUUCUUGGGCUUGUAGAAAAGUAGAUAUGGACUCUCAGAGACAAGACAAGUGAUAUGUUGAACUGUCUGGUGACUGUAAUCAACUGCUCCUGGAGUGACCAGAGGCCACUGUUUAGUAGGGUUGAGCCAGGACCAGCCAAGCAGGCACAGAUGCUCUGUUGUGAAAUGCCACGCAGGCAGAGACUGACAAGCGGUAGGAGCUGAGCUUUCCCCUUGGACUGCUGUUUCCUGCUGUGCUCAGGGGAGGAGGGUGCUUUCUGCCAACUCUGCUGCUGCUGCUGCUGCUGCUUCAACCCCCUCUCCACUCAAGGUAAGCAGGCUAACGGGAGGGCAGGGUGCAAAGGAAGCCUUUGUACCAUGAACAGGAUCCGAAAGUUUUUCCGAGGAAGUGGGCGAGUCUUGGCAUUUAUAUUUGUAGCUUCUGUCAUCUGGCUGCUCUUUGACAUGGCAGCUCUCCGCCUCUCAUUCAGUGAGAUCAACUCUCGGGUCCUCAAGGAAGACAUCGUGAGGAGGGAGCAGAUAGGAUUCAGAGUUCAGCCAGACCAAGAGAAGAUUUUUUACAGCAGCAUAAAAGAGAUGAAGCCUCCACUAAGGGGACAUGGGAAGAGGGCAUGGGGCAAAGAGAACUUUAGAAAGACUGAGAAGAGUGUGCUUAAAGUUGAGGUUGACUUGGACCAAGCCCAGAGAGAAGGAAAAGUGAAGAAUGCCCUGGUAAGAGGCAAGAUUGUGCCUUUGUGGCAUCCUGCACAUCUGCAGACCUUCCCAGUGACUCUUAAGAAGGAGACAGAGAAGAGAGCUAUCAAGACUGAAGCCUUCUCUCUCCAGGAGAUACCAAAGCAAACAGCAGCUCAGGGGGCUCAGAAUAUCCCCUUCAUAGCAGCAAAAGGAACUCCACUGGUUGAAACAUCUGUACGUACAGGACCUGGCAUUAUAAAACAGGAGACUCUGAAGAGUCAUAUUCGCAGCAGUGACACAUCAAAACAAGCAGCUAAAAGAGAUUUGAAUGGGACCAUCAGUCUUAGUACUGAUGGUUCGAAACAGCAGUCACAGGCAGUAGCAAAUGAAGGGACACACCCUGCCAGCCCACGAAUGCCCAAAUCUAGAGAAGCCCUAGCCUUAAAUAAAACUCAGCCUCAGAACAAAGAAGUAAAUGCAACUAAACACAAAGCUAAUAAGGGUCUUCUUUUUUCCAAGUUUGUUGUCAAUUCAAAUCACUUAAAGAAGCAAUCUGUUAAGACACUAUUGGGAGGCUUGCCAAAAGAUGAUGGAGCUGAGGGGGCUCAUGGAAAUAAACUCAAUUUCUCCGAAAGCCAUGUUGUGAUUAUAACCAAGGAGGAGGAGCUAAAGGCAGAUCCCAAAGAGGUUCCCAAUUCUAAAAUCAAGACUAUAUUUCCUGAAGUAUUGGGUAAAAACCAAGAUCAACACAUUUUCAGGGAUAGAAGUGAGACAUCUUUCUCUUCACUUGAUCUACAGAGAGCAACACCAUCUCAAACCAGUCGAGCUUUACUUGGGAGGUUAGAGCCAGCAAGAAUCAACUUAACUGCCAAGGCCCAACCUGCAGAACACAACCAAAGUCAUAUAAAAUCCCUUUUACCUGAAAUCCCAGGAACGCACCAUGUGUUAAAAAUUGAUGUGACACUUUCUCCAAGGGACUCCAAAGCUCCAGGGCAGUUUGGACGUCCUGUGGUUGUUCCCCAUGGAAAGGAGAAAGAGGCAGAAAGAAGAUGGAAAGAAGGAAACUUCAAUGUCUACCUUAGUGAUUUAAUCCCAGUGGACAGAGCCAUUGAAGACACAAGACCUGCUGGGUGUGCAGAGCAGCUAGUUCACAAUAACCUCCCAACCACCAGUGUUAUCAUGUGCUUUGUGGAUGAAGUCUGGUCCACUCUGCUGAGAUCUGUUCAUAGUGUCCUCAACCGCUCUCCUCCGCACCUCAUCAAGGAGAUUCUGCUGGUGGAUGACUUCAGCACCAAGGACUACCUAAAAGAUAAUUUGGAUAAAUACAUGUCUCAGUUUCCAAAAGUUCGGAUUCUUCGCCUGAAAGAGAGACACGGUUUAAUAAGAGCCAGGCUGGCAGGGGCCCAGUAUGCAACAGGUGAUGUGUUGACAUUUUUAGACUCUCAUGUGGAAUGUAAUGUUGGUUGGUUGGAACCUCUUCUAGAAAGAGUAUAUUUAAGUAGAAAAAAAGUGGCCUGUCCAGUAAUUGAAGUCAUCAAUGAUAAGGAUAUGAGUUACAUGACAGUGGACAACUUUCAAAGAGGCAUCUUUGUUUGGCCCAUGAACUUUGGUUGGAGAACAAUUCCUCCAGAUGUUGUUGCAAGAAACAGAAUUAAAGAAACUGAUAUAAUAAGGUGCCCAGUGAUGGCUGGUGGAUUAUUUUCUAUUGAAAAAAAUUACUUUUUUGAACUUGGAACAUAUGAUCCUGGCCUUGAUGUUUGGGGUGGAGAAAAUAUGGAGCUCUCAUUUAAGGUAUGGAUGUGUGGUGGUGAAAUUGAGAUCAUUCCCUGUUCCCGAGUGGGCCACAUAUUCAGAAAUGACAAUCCGUAUUCCUUCCCCAAAGACCGGAUGAAGACAGUGGAGCGGAAUCUGGUGCGAGUUGCUGAGGUGUGGCUUGAUGAGUAUAAAGAGCUGUUCUAUGGCCAUGGGGACCACCUCAUAGACCAAGAGUUAGAUGUCGGCAACCUCACCCAGCAAAGGGAACUGCGAAAGAAACUGAAAUGCAAAAGUUUCAAAUGGUACUUGGAAAACGUCUUUCCUGACUUGAAGGCUCCCAUUGUGAGAGCUAGUGGUGUGCUUAUUAAUGUGGCCUUAGGCAAAUGCAUUUCCAUUGAAAACACUACAACCAUUCUGGAAGACUGCGACGGGAGCAGCAAGCUUCAGCAAUUUAAUUAUACCUGGUUAAGACUUAUUAAACAUGGAGAAUGGUGCUUAGCCCCCAUCCCUGAGAAAGGGGACCUGAGGCUGCAUCUUUGUGAUAACAGAAACAAAGGGCUAAAAUGGCUGCAUAAAUCAACAUCAGUCUUUCACCCAGAACUGGUGAAUCACAUUGUUUUUGAAAACAAUCAUCUGUUGUUAUGCUUAGAAGGAAAUUUUUCUCAGAAGACUCUGAAAGUAGCUGCUUGUGACCCAGGGAAGCCAUACCAAAAGUGGAAAUUUGAAAAAUAUUAUGAAGCCUGAAGUGGAAUUGAUGUUUUUAUCUAGUAACCCCAUUAAAUACUGUGAAAAUAACAGUGAA
Messenger RNA from Carlito syrichta (Philippine tarsier), 3377 nucleotides. RefSeq names its product polypeptide N-acetylgalactosaminyltransferase 5 (gene GALNT5). Gene Ontology annotation, cellular component: Golgi apparatus. The record is from RefSeq and is a predicted model, not a curated record. The transcript is spliced from 10 exons. Lineage: Eukaryota; Metazoa; Chordata; Mammalia; Primates; Tarsiidae. The coding region runs from base 503 to 3319 and encodes 938 amino acids.